Molecule: messenger RNA, 1168 nt
Organism: Condylura cristata (star-nosed mole)
Lineage: Eukaryota; Metazoa; Chordata; Mammalia; Eulipotyphla; Talpidae
Gene: SLC39A4
Product: solute carrier family 39 (zinc transporter), member 4
Exons: 8
Coding region: 1-1092 (363 amino acids)
Biological process (GO): zinc ion import across plasma membrane; intracellular zinc ion homeostasis
Cellular component (GO): membrane
Molecular function (GO): zinc ion transmembrane transporter activity
Source: RefSeq, a predicted model, not a curated record
AUGCCCCAGGCCCCGGCCCGCUCCCGCCCGUCCUCUCUCGUGCCCGGGGCAGCGCCUGCCCGGCCGCCCGGCUCUUGGAGGCCCCUGCUGCCAGUCCUGGAGGGACCGGCUGGCCCUGGCCGUGCCGACGGUGGUGGACACCCGGCCGGCCGGCGGGCGCAGUACCACCCGAGCCUGCCGGGGCCGGACACGGGAGCGGAGGGCUUCGUGCUGUCUCGGGGCCCAGGCCCCAGUGGGGGCGUCUGGGGCCAGGGGGCCGGACUGCCCCCACCCCGCCUUCCGGAAGACCCGCCCUGCCCCCAGGUGCUGGGGCUGCACUCUCAUGGCACCGGGCUGGAUCACCACCCACUGCCCACUUGGCGCCUCCUGGCCAUGCUUGGGGGCCUCUACGCCUUCUUCCUGUUCGAGAGCCUCUUCAACCUCUUGCUGCCCCGGGACCCCAAGGACGCACAGGAGGGGUCCGGCAGCCACGGCGGCCACAGCCACGGCGUGUCCCUGCAGCUCUCGCCCAGCGCCCUCUGGGACUCCAAGCAGCCCCCCAAAGGCUCCAGGACAGACCUGGUGUCUGAGGAGGCUCCGGAGCCGCCAAGCCCCGAGCCCGGGAGGAAGCUGAGCCCGGAGCUGAGGCUGCUGCCCUACAUGGUCACCCUCGGCGACGCGGUGCACAACUUCGCGGACGGCCUGGCGGUGGGCGCCGCCUUCACCUCCUCCUGGAAGACCGGGCUGGCCACCUCGCUGGCGGUGUUCUGCCACGAGGUGCCCCACGAGAUGGGGGACUUCGCGGCCCUGCUUCACUGCGGGCUGUCCGUGCGCCGGGCGCUGCUGCUCAACCUGGCCUCUGCGCUCACGGCCUUCGGCGGCCUCUACCUGGCACUCCUGGUCGGCGUGGACGAGGACAAGGAGGCCUGGAUCCUGGCGGUGGCCACUGGCCUCUUCCUCUAUGUGGCGCUCUGCGACAUGCUCCCCGCCAUGCUGAGCGUGCGGGACCGGCGCCCCUGGCUCCUCUUCCUGCUGCACAACGUGGGCCUGCUGGGCGGCUGGGCCCUGCUGCUGCUGCUGUCCCUGUACGAGGACAACAUCACCUUCUCAUAGCACCAUGCUUGGCUCCUCCUCCUGCACCCUCCGCGAGAGGCCUGGAGCCUUCCACACUGGGGGCGCCCGCUGUCUG